GGGCUUCUGUGUGCCCUCGGAGCCAUGCUGAGGAGCUGCGCCGCGCGCCUGCGCACCCUCGGGACCCUGCGAGGAGGCGCGCGCCCGCCGACCAGAAACCCGAUCCCCGCGCAGAGGUUGUUUUCUUCAGAGGAGGUCAUUCCGAAGGACCGCUCUCUCCCCAACCCCAGCUGGAACAAGGAGUUAAGGCUCCUCUUUGAGCAGUUCAUGAAGAAAUGUGAAGAUGGCUCUUGGACACACAUGCCUUCCUAUAGCUCUCUAAAUACUCAAAUUCGAGACUUCAAAACCCUUAUGCAUGACAGAAAUCCAAGCCAAGUUCUCAGACCGCAAAACAAGACAAACGGAGGAACAGGAUGCAUAACCAGUGGGUACCUGAGAGCAGCUUCACCAGCCACAUUUGAAAGAACUAAUUCCUAACACGUGUUUUGCUCCUGCUAAGCUGAAUUUGGAAAGGCAGGAACAACAUAGAAUUUUUACCUUCCUCUCUCGACCUGGCAGUAGAGACAAAGAUCUAGGAGAGUAGACUUUGCUAAGAAGUCUUAACCUUUGCCAGCUUCUGCCAGAUUUCCCAGGAUCCCAUCUGCCGGCUUUGGAGCAAGUAGAGGUGCCCCAGCAGGUCCCAUCUGGGUUACCGGAAACUAUAGGGGAGGGAAAGUCAUUUUCCUUCUAUCCUCCUGAGUUCUUGGCUGAGACUCCUGUAAUAAAAGACAGACUAACAAGAAAAACAGCAGAAGUUUGUUUAUUAACAUGUAUACCUCACGAAUACAUGGCAGAUUCCCAGGGCAAAAUGAAUGACCCCUCCUCUCUGGCCGCCUGCCCUCUCCCGUGUUUUUGAACUCAUGUUUGGUUGUAUCUCCCUUUAAAUGGAGAUAAUAAUAUCCACCUUUUCCUACCAUUUUAGAAGAUGCUGUGAUGCCUAAUUAGACUCUUAAAUUAGACUUUCGCAUCUAAAACAAAAACUCGCAGCACCUGCCCUUAGGAGGAUGUAAGAAGUACACCAUUC
This is a messenger RNA of Hipposideros armiger (great roundleaf bat), 1003 nucleotides long. It is a transcript of the gene THEM4, whose product is annotated as thioesterase superfamily member 4. Bases 25 to 417 code for a protein of 130 amino acids. The record is from RefSeq and is a predicted model, not a curated record. The transcript is spliced from 3 exons. NCBI's taxonomy places the organism in Eukaryota, Metazoa, Chordata, Mammalia, Chiroptera, Hipposideridae.